Molecule: messenger RNA, 1006 nt
Organism: Orycteropus afer afer
Lineage: Eukaryota; Metazoa; Chordata; Mammalia; Tubulidentata; Orycteropodidae
Gene: POLR2C
Product: RNA polymerase II subunit C
Biological process (GO): DNA-templated transcription
Cellular component (GO): RNA polymerase II, core complex
Molecular function (GO): DNA binding; protein dimerization activity; DNA-directed RNA polymerase activity
Source: RefSeq, a predicted model, not a curated record
GCGGCGCAACGGAGGUAACUGCGGAGGCCAGCCUGGGUGAGCGACGCCAUGCCGUACGCGAACCAGCCUACGGUGCGGAUCACUGAGCUUACCGACGAGAAUGUCAAGUUCAUCAUCGAGAAUACGGACCUAGCGGUGGCCAAUUCUAUUCGGAGGGUCUUCAUCGCUGAGGUGCCCAUUAUAGCCAUUGACUGGGUGCAGAUUGACGCCAAUUCCUCCGUCCUUCAUGACGAGUUCAUUGCUCACAGGCUUGGAUUAAUUCCCCUCAUUAGUGACGACAUUGUGGACAAGCUGCAGUACUCCCGGGACUGCACGUGUGAAGAGUUCUGCCCCGAGUGCUCGGUGGAGUUCACCCUUGAUGUGCGCUGCAAUGAGGACCAGACUCGGCAUGUCACGUCUCGAGACCUCAUCUCCAACAGCCCCCGUGUCAUCCCGGUAACAUCCCGGAACCGAGACAAUGACCCCAAUGACUACGUGGAGCAGGACGACAUCCUCAUUGUCAAACUCAGAAAGGGGCAGGAGCUGAGACUUCGAGCCUAUGCCAAAAAGGGCUUUGGCAAGGAACAUGCCAAGUGGAACCCUACUGCAGGGGUGGCUUUUGAAUAUGAUCCAGACAAUGCGCUGAGGCACACAGUGUACCCUAAGCCGGAGGAGUGGCCGAAGAGUGAGUACUCGGAGCUGGAUGAAGAUGAGUCCCAGGCCCCCUACGACCCCAACGGCAAGCCAGAGAGGUUUUACUACAAUGUGGAGUCCUGUGGCUCUCUGCGCCCGGAAACCAUUGUUCUCUCAGCCCUCUCGGGGUUGAAGAAGAAGCUGAGUGAUUUACAGACCCAAUUAAGCCACGAGAUCCAGAGUGACGUCCUGACCAUAAAUUAGCUGUAGCUUGACUGUCUCAGCAAAGGGGAGACAAGCUAGCAGCUAGCUAGACUUCAGCUCUUGCCAGAUGCUUCCAGACUCCUGGGCUGCCAGCGCUCAAGCUUCUUGGCAGGCACCAACUAGAUGGGUC